This is a messenger RNA of Scheffersomyces stipitis CBS 6054, 474 nucleotides long. RefSeq names its product DNA-directed RNA polymerase core subunit (gene RPO26). The coding region runs from base 1 to 474 and encodes 157 amino acids. Gene Ontology annotation, molecular function: DNA binding; DNA-directed RNA polymerase activity. The record is from RefSeq and is a predicted model, not a curated record. The transcript has a single exon. NCBI's taxonomy places the organism in Eukaryota, Fungi, Ascomycota, Pichiomycetes, Serinales, Debaryomycetaceae. Gene Ontology annotation, cellular component: RNA polymerase II, core complex; RNA polymerase III complex; RNA polymerase I complex. Gene Ontology annotation, biological process: DNA-templated transcription.
AUGUCCGACUUUGAAGAGAAUGCAUUCAACGAUGGCGCCGAAAACUUUGACGACUUCGACCAGCCGGACCACUUCUCCGAAGAUGACUUCCAGGAACCAGAAGGAGAAGCCAAUGGUGAUGCUACCAUGAAGACAGCUGACGGCAAGACGAUUAUAAAUGGGGGCUUCGGCCCUGAUGAUGCAUCAGCAAACCAACCAAGACAAAAGACAGCUAAGGAAUUGGCUAUUCCAAAAGAAAAGAGAACCACAACCCCAUAUAUGACCAAAUAUGAGAGAGCUAGAGUGUUAGGUACAAGAGCUUUACAAAUCUCACUUAAUGCUCCAGUAUUGGUGGACAUCGAAGGUGAAACUGACCCAUUACAAAUUGCCAUGAAGGAGUUGGCCCAAAGAAAGAUACCCUUGGUCAUUAGAAGAUACUUACCCGACGGUUCAUACGAGGACUGGGGCUGUGAUGAGUUGAUUGUUGACCAUUGA